Molecule: messenger RNA, 2064 nt
Organism: Chenopodium quinoa (quinoa)
Lineage: Eukaryota; Viridiplantae; Streptophyta; Magnoliopsida; Caryophyllales; Amaranthaceae
Product: protein trichome birefringence-like 10
Exons: 4
Coding region: 581-1984 (467 amino acids)
Cellular component (GO): Golgi apparatus
Molecular function (GO): O-acetyltransferase activity
Source: RefSeq, a predicted model, not a curated record
AAAAAAAAAACUCCCCAAAUCAUAUAAUAAGAGCAAAUGAGAUCAUAAGAUAAGCUCAUGGGGAGAAUUAGGGCCUGUUAAAAAAAGUCAUAUAGAUCAUUUUUUUUGAGGGAAGUCACACAGAUCAUCUUAAAAUAAUUAAGAAAAUUUUUCCAAAAAAAAAAUAAAAUAAUUAAGAAAAUUUAUUUAAAUAACGACCGACGAAGUCCCUUUGUUGAAAGUUGAAACAAAAACUCAAACAAUCACACAAUUUCGGAAUUUCCAUUCAUUCCACUCACAAACCCCAAAACUAAUCAUUUCGUAACCAAACACUCAUCUCCCUCCCACUCCUUUUAAAAAACCCCAAAAAGAGCAAGUUCAGUAACCGCCAUGAAUACUACUUUGCUUUGCUAAUACCCAUGUCUCCUUAUUUUCUCUUUCCUAACUCCCAUACUAAUACUCUAUUCUACCUUCCUUCUUAAUCCUUCUCCACUACUUUUAUUUCCCCAUUUUUUCUUAUUUUCCUUCAUUUAAACUCCAUUAAUGCAGCUUUCUUCCAAUAACCCACAUUCCAAAAUCACCUUAUUUCACCCUUUUAACAAUGUCCAACAUUCAAUCUCAAGAACAAAUUAACAACCACCAAAUUAAUCACCCAAAUUACAUGGACAAUUUAUCAAAAAAGUUGAAACGUUUCAGAUUCUUUGAGCCUUCAUUAAGCAUUACUGGGUUCUUAUUUGUAACAGUGGGUGUUAUUAUAUGUUGUUACUAUUACUUAGAUUACAGAGUUUUUGGAAGAGGGUUGAAUUUUCCAUUUAAAUCACAGAGGUUUCAAUGGCUACAAUAUGAUGAAUUUGCUGGUGUUUCUGCUUCGAAUAUUAAGAAAAGGGUUGAGUUUUUAAGUGAAAAGGGUGAUGAAUGUGACGUGUUUGAUGGUGAUUGGGUGUGGGAUGAGAGUUAUCCAUUGUAUGAAUCAAAAAAUUGUGAGUUUAUGGAUUUUGGGUUUAGGUGUUCUGAGAGUGGUCGACCUGAUAAUUUUUAUACCAAGUGGCGUUGGCAGCCUAAACUUUGCAAUUUACCAAGAUUUGAUGCAAUAUUGAUGUUGGAAAAACUAAGGAACAAACGCGUUGUAUUUGUGGGAGACUCAAUUGGAAGGAACCAAUGGGAAUCGCUUCUUUGUAUGCUUGCUUCUGCAGUUUCUGAUCAGAAAUCAAUAUAUGAAGUGAAUGGAAAUCCUAUAACAAAGCACAAAGGCUUUUUGAUUUUCAAGUUUGAAGACUAUAAUUGCACAGUUGAGUAUUAUCGGUCUCCAUUUCUCGUAUUGCAGGGACGCCCCCCUGCAGGAGCGCCAGAAAAGGUCAGGUCCACUUUAAAAUUAGAUCAAAUGGACUGGAAUGCUGGGAGGUGGAAGGGUGCUGAUGUUCUUGUCUUCAAUACAGGACAUUGGUGGAACUAUGAGAAGACUAUUAGAGGGGGUUGCUACUUCCAAAUUGGGGUAGAGGUAAAUAUGAAUAUUACAGAAGAUGACGCAUUCCGCAGAUCUUUGGAGACUGUUCUUGACUGGAUAGACAGAGAGGUAGAUACAAGUAAGACACAGGUCUUCUUUCGCACCUAUGCUCCUGUACAUUUCAGAGGUGGUGAUUGGAGAAGUGGCGGAAGCUGUCACAUGGAAAACCUCCCAGAGCUCGGGGAGUCUCUGGUCUCAUCUCAAACAUGGUCAAAACUCAACAUAGCUGCAGAAGUAUUGACUUCUCACAGUAACAAUCCGAAACUUGGGGACAUAAGCAUGUUGAACAUUACAGCUAUGUCUUCUAGAAGAAAGGAUGGUCACUUGUCGUUGUACUACCUGGGUCCUGGUGCUGGUCCAGCAUCAAUCCAUCGGCAGGAUUGCAGUCAUUGGUGCCUGCCUGGGGUUCCCGACUCUUGGAAUGAACUACUUUUUGCUUUGCUAAUUAGACGUAGUGUCUCUAAGACAUCAAAUUCGACUUCUCAAACACAGGCCGUUUGAAAUGUGAUUGGUUUGUGCAGAAUUUGAUAGUAAAAAUUACAGCUAACAUAAUGCAUAUUGUGUUGGAGGUUCUUUGCAGG